Molecule: messenger RNA, 390 nt
Organism: Salvia hispanica
Lineage: Eukaryota; Viridiplantae; Streptophyta; Magnoliopsida; Lamiales; Lamiaceae
Source: RefSeq, a predicted model, not a curated record
AUGGGUAAAAAGAGUAACGUCCUAAGGUGCUGUUUGGCAUGCAUUCUUCCAUGCGGAGCCCUCGAUUUGAUCCGAAUAGUCCACUCCAACGGCUACGUCGAAGAAUUAACGGGUCGGGUCACCGCAGGCGACGUCCUCACGCACUACCCGGAUCACGUCCUCUCGAAACCCUCGACCGCCGGCUCUCUCAUAAUCUCGCCCGAAUCCGAACUCAAACGGGGCUCCAUUUACUUCUUGGUGCCUUCUUCUUCUAAGCAAACGUACAACUCUUCCACGAAGAAUCGGGUCGUUAAGAAGGCCGCCGAGGAGGAGAAGAAGCGCCGCCGCCGCCACAAGGUUACGGCGGGAGAGUGGCAGCCGCAUUUGGACAGCAUUCAUGAGGAAUUUUGA